Messenger RNA from Fusarium sp. VM40, 1365 nucleotides. NCBI's taxonomy places the organism in Eukaryota, Fungi, Ascomycota, Sordariomycetes, Hypocreales, Nectriaceae. The record is from the annotation of a GenBank genome assembly.
AUGAAUCUCACAAACACAAUUCUUCCUCUGCAGGACUCCUCUAAACGAUGGGAUAUCCAGAUACAAGAUGGAGUGGUAGUCUCCAUGCGGCCAUCCAACAAUUCGACUCUACAGCCAAGCAUACUGCUACCUUCUCUCUGCCAUCCGCAUAUCCAUCUGGAUAAGCCAUACCUUUUGACUUGCAAUCAUCCGUCUUCAAAUCACCCGGACUAUUCAGAUCUUGCCCCAAAGACCGGCAGCUUUGGUGAAGCUUUGACCAAUACAUCAGAAGCAAAGAAACGAUACACGCCGGAGGACUUAUACUUGCGAGGAUCUCAACUACUCGCUACGAGUUACACGCAAGGUGUUACCUGUAUGAGAGCCUUUGUUGAAUUGGACCAUGUCACCAAGCUACAGCCAUUGAAGACAGCUAUUCAACUGAAGGAGGAGUUCGCGGACUUUGUAGAUGUACAAAUUUGCGCUUUUGCUCAAGAUCCGAUAUUCUCAACUGAGCACGGAGAUGAGAAUCGGUCUAUCAUUGAAGAAGCCCUUGAGGAAUACGGAUCUUCGAUUGAAGUAAUUGGGACAACACCAUAUGUAGAGACAGACGACCAAGCACAAAAGAAGAACAUACAAUGGGCCAUCCAAACCGCCCUGGCGCAUCACAAAAACCUCGAUUUUCACGUUGAAUUCAACCUAAAUGGAGGAAAUCCGAUGGAACAAUUCAAUCAUCUUGUUGAUGAGCUUGUUGCCAAUUCCUGGCCUACACAUCCCGGCGCGCCUACAGUUGUUCUUGGACACGCCACGAGGCUAACUCUCGCAUCUCAUACUGAGUUGACUCAAUUUUCAGAAAGACUGAGAGAGACCAAACUGCCCAUACACUUUGUUGGGCUUCCAACAAGCGACCUCUUCAUGAUGGGAAGACCUGGUUCUGAUGAAAACUCGGAGCAAAAAGCACCACUCAGUCGUCAAUGUGGAACUCUCCAUGUGCCGAAAAUGAUUCAAGAUUAUGGGUUGAAUGCUUGUUUGUCUGUCAACAACGUCGGAAACGCAUUCACACCAUAUGGUAACGGAGACCCAAUUGGUAUAGCCAGCUGGGGUGUUGGAAUCUUUCAUGCCGGAACAGGAGACGACGGAGCGCUGCUCUAUGAGGCUGUUAGUACACGCGCAAUGGAUGCCAUUCGGCCUUCAAACAUUGACUACAGAGAGAAGUGCUUGAUGGAAGAGGGAAAGCAAAUUGUUCCAAUGCUUUUGAUCAAGAAUGAAGAGAGCGUGGAAAUCAAUUCGUCAGGGCGUAUACUACAGGUCCCAUCCCGACAAAGGCUUUCAAUUAAGGACAUCGUCUGGGAUCCUCCAGAGACACGACUCAGAAGGGUUAUCAGGUGA